AUGGAGAUCUCGGAGGGAGUUAUCCGCCGAGGCCGUAUGGAUCUCCAUAAUUCUUCAGUUGAUACGAAACCCGAAUUCAAUAAUCAGAUAAAUACUUGGAUACAAGACGACAGUAUAAUUGAAAGUGACUUUUCAGUGACUUUUAAUAAUAAUGAUACUAAUAAUAAUAAUAAUAAUAAUAAUAAUAUGGAAAUAGAAAUAAGCAAAUCUUUAGAAAUUGCAACCAAAUUUGAUACGAAAACUCUUUGCACGUUUUUUUCCGCCUCAAAAUCCAUUAAAACAUUGCAGCUUAUAAACAAAAUUAAAGCGUAGAAAAAAUUAACCAGAAUCAACCAUAAUUACAUAUCUUGCAUGGGAGUCGUGCUUUAGUGACGGUCUUCAGUCGGGACACUUACGAUCGAGAGUCUCAAAAUUUGACUUUCCCGACAAUUUUGUAUCCAAGAAUUCAGCGCAAAUAAAAAAUUCACGAUGUAGACUUUUGUAAAAAGACAUGAGGCGUUGAUUUCAGGGAUGACAGAUUUUGCUCAUUUAAACGAUUAUAUAUUGUUUAAAUUGCAAAAUCUGCUCAAUACAUGACACACUCGAGGUUUUGACCGAUCAUUCAUUAAUGAAAUCACGGAGUGCUGUCUUCUAUUCCCUCGGCAAACUUGUACACAGAAUCACGAUUUCCCAAUUUGGUACAACUGUGGCUUAUAUAAUUAAAGUAUCGCUGUAAAGCACGAUCUACCAAAUAAAAAACAACUCCCCUAAGCUUCCAUCAUUUCACAAGGUCUCUGUAUAAAUUGUAUCUAAUAAAUCGCCUCUAAAACAGCAGAGAUAUAAGCGUUUUAAAAGAUGUAGCACGAGCAAAAUUUUGCCUUAUGAAUUUAUUUAUGGAUAGGUGUCGUCUUCGGCCCUAAAGAGCCAAUGAAGACAAAACGUAAAGCAGAAAUUGUUUCUAUAACCGUGUUUUCUAAAGUAUUAAGCUUAGAUUAAAUGUCAUGUCCACAAAUUUGGAAUAUAGAGAAAACGAGAAAGUAGGCAACAGGCUAUCGAAGCUCAACGAGAAAAAGAUCUGAGCGACAGAGGGCUAGGACGGGAGAAAAAAAAAACAAAGGAGACGAACAGGCCCUUCGCAGCUAGCCAUUCACGUGGUACAAAACCGCCAUGUUGGAGAGCAGAAGUCGCACUGAGACAAGACAAACAAAAGGCAUACAUAAAUUUAAAUGGUAAUUUCCUUUGUUUGUCUUUUACUCAGUAAAGAAACUGGGAAAGAAAGAGCGGAAACCGAUAGCCAUAUAACUGCAGAAUGCAAGAAAUUAGCUCAAAACCAGUAUAAAAACUGGAGACACGACAAGGUUGCUCAAGUUCUCCACUGGAAUCUUUCCAAAAAAUUUAAUCUGCAGUGCAGCGAAACCUGGCCUGGUAAUGACCAUUUUCUGGAGGCAGUGAUGGAAAAUUACGUUUACCAAGUGAAGUUACUGUGGGAUUUCAGAAUUCAGACGGCUGAGACAGAUUCCCAUUUAGACCACAAUAGACCUGAUAUUGUAGUUCUCGAAAAGAAAUGAAGGCGGUUCUUCAUUGUCGAUGUAGCUUGCCCUUUCGAUACACGGGUAGCAGAAAAACAAAAGGAGAAGAUCCAGCACGCAUCAGGACUUAAAAGUGGAAGUGCAAUCUGGAACUGCAGAAGUGUAAUAUCUGUGACUCCUAUUGUAAUUGAAGCUCUUGGGACUGUGAGUAAACACCUAAGGGUGUGGAUCAGCAAGUUGGGAACACCUGGAAUCAUUGAUUGCUCCAGAAAGCUUGUUUGUUGCUGGGAGCAGCUAAGAUCCUAA
Porites evermanni is the source of this 1814-nucleotide messenger RNA. The record is from the annotation of a GenBank genome assembly. Lineage: Eukaryota; Metazoa; Cnidaria; Anthozoa; Scleractinia; Poritidae.